UUAGCAAUUAGCAAUUAGCAAUUAGCAAUUAGCAUUUAGCAUUAAGCAUGAGAGGGUGUAAUGAUGAAAGGGGUCCGUUGCCCUUUCUUUCCCCUCUCCAACUUUAAAUUCUCACUCUCAAUUUUUCUUUCAGAUCCCCAACAUCACCAAUCUCCAUGCCAAUUUCCCCCCUAUUUUUUAUUGCAUAAUAGUAACACCACUCUCCAAUCCUCUUUUGCAUGCACAUCAACAUCAACAUCAACAUCAUGCGACACCAUGAUGACCGGGUGCGACCGUGAAGCAUGUUUCUCGGCGUCGAUCUCGCUCUCGCGUCACUGACAUGGGCUGCGCCGCCUCCAAGCUCGACGACUUCCCCGCGGUGGCUCUAUGCAGGCAGCGAAAGGACUUGCUCAAAGCCGCAUCGGAACAACGCUACGCCCUGGCCGCAGCACACGUGGCGUAUUUCCAUUCGCUCAACCAAAUCGGCGACGCCCUUCGCAAGUUCGCAGACCAGGACCUCACCACCACAGCCUCCACCCCCACCCCCACCCCCGGUUCCUCCUCUCCGGUUCUCACAUUACCCUCCCAACCCAAAUCUAAACUUUCCUCUUCUUCCCCUUCCAUUCACGAUUCCCCUCACGGUUCACACUUGCCACUCUCCUCUGGAUCCGAAUUAAGUUCCCCUUUUCAUUCUCAUUCCUCUUCCCCAGAACCUCACCCACCACCACCUUCCUUUUCUCCUCCUCCUUAUGCCUAUUAUCAGAAUUACCAUUACAUGAAGAGGACCGUUCCUCAUGGCAAACCCAUGCUCUACGAAGAGCCGGAGAGACACGUCGCCACGUUUGGACAGUGGCCGGAUCCUUCUUACAAUGCUUUCUACGGCUUCCAGAAUGGGGACUACCCUUAUUACCCUCCUCCGCCUGCUCCCUCCUCUUCCCCGCCGCCGCCUCCGCCCUCGCCGCCGCGGGUCUCCACCUGGGAUUUUCUCAACGUGUUCGAGGCUUUCCACAGCGGCUACCCGGGUUACCCGAACCGGUUCGGGUCGAGUGCGAGCAGUGCCGAUUCGAAGGAGGUGAGGGAGAGAGAGGGGAUUCCCGAGUUGGAAGACGAAACGGAGCAAGAAACGGCGAAGGAGGUUCAGUUGAAGGAGAAUAAGAAGUUGGGGGAGAAAAAGGUGAGGGAUUUCGGGGAGGGGCCUUCGAACUCCAAAGCGGUGCCGUUGCAGCAGGUGAGUAGCAGCGAGGGGAGUUCCAAGACGGUGAGGUUUCACGACGGCGGCAGCGACGCCGGUGAGGUGGAGAAAGAGAUUAAGAGCAGCCCCGACAGUGUUGUGUCCGAGGAGCCCAAGAAAGGGGUGAGUUUCGAGAUUGACGAGGCCACGGUUACGACGGUGGAUGGUGACUCUUCCGUUUUGAGUAGUGUCACCACUUUGUCUGCGCAUGGCACGAGGGAUAUCAGAGAGGUUGUUCAGGAUAUUCGAGAUGAGUUUGUCACGGCUUCUGGUUUUGGGAAAGAGGUUGCUUUGUUGCUUGAGGUUUGCAAACCGCCUUAUCGCUCCAGGGUUGCGCCACUUAGAGUUAUGUUUUCCAGAAUCUUGCAGAUGGUAGCACCUUCCAGGUUUCCUUCACAUCCCAUAUCUGUACAAUUUUCUUCUAGGGAAAUAAAAUUGGCGCAAGCAUACUGUGGUGAACCUGGGAAAGACUUCAAGACGAAUCCAGAGAACCUUUCAUCUACACUGGAGAAACUUUAUGCAUGGGAAAAGAAAUUGUAUAAGGAAGUUAAGGAUGAAGAGAGGUUACGAGCUAUUUACGAGAAGCAGUUCAAGAAACUGAGAACAUUGGAUAAUCUAGGAGCUGAAUCUAGUAAAAUUGAUGCUACUAGAGCAUCAAUUAGAAAGUUGCAAACAAAAAUCAAUAUUUGCAUCAGAACUGCUGAAACUAUAAUGGGAAGGAUACACGAAUUGAGGGAUAAAGAGUUGCAGCCUCAACUUGCAGCACUAGUUAAUGGAUUCAUAAGAAUGUGGAAAUUCAUGCUCAGAUGCCACCAGAAACAGUUCAAAGCUAUCAUGGAGAGUAAAAGUCAGUCUCUUAAGAUUAACAUUGGCCUGCAAGGAGAUGAAGGUUUGAAGGCCAUUGUAGAACUUGAAAAGGAGCUUUUGAAUUGGUGCUGUCAGUUCAACAAUUGGGUUAAGACUCAAAAAUCUUAUGUCAGAAAUUUGAAUGAGUGGCUCAUAAGGUGCCUUCCUAAUGAACCUGAAGAAACAGCUGAUGGUAUUGCCCCUUUCUCUCCAAGUCGGUUUGAUGCUCCACCAGUUUUUAUAAUUUGCAAUGAUUGGCAUCAAGCAAUGACAAGAAUUUCAGAAACUGGGGUGGCAGAUGCCAUGCAUGGAUUUGCUCUAAAACUACAUGAGUUAUGGGAAAGGCAAGAUGAGGCGCAACGCCAGAGAAUCAAAGCGGAGUAUCUCACAAAGGACUUCGAGAAACAGCUUAGAACUUUGCGCACAGAAAUGGUAGGCUCAGGACAAGAGCAUGAUAAAGUUUCAGGAAAGACUGCAUUGUCAAAGUUUGCUUCUGAUGGUGGUGUUUUACCACUAGAUGACCUAAAAGUGGAUUUAAAUUCUAUGAAGAAGAGAUUGCAUGAAGAGAGGGUCAGGCAUAAAGAAGCCAUCAAACUUGUACGUGAUGCAGCUAAUAAUAGUUUACAAGCUGGUUUGAUUCCCAUUUUUAAGACAUUAGAGAGUUUCACUUCAGAGGUGGUGAAAGCUCAUGAACAAGUCAGGCUUCAAAAUGUUGGAGACUCGUAGAGAUUCCAGCUAUUUGAUUUCUUUUGGUGACAUGUGAUUGCAUUUACUAGUGUGGAUUGGAUGUGGGGUUUUCUAGGGUAGGUGGAAGAUUUAGAACUAACCACCAGUUUUGCAGCUAGAGUUAUUCUUAUUCCGUAGGAAAGCACCUCUUGAAUUACCUCAAAGAGGUUUGCUUGGAACAUGUUUCAGCAAUGAAGGGUUUGGGUGCCUAAAUGUCAGGAGUGAGCAUCUUGAAUUCAGCUUUGUUAACACCCAAUCCACAGUUAGGUAAAAUUUGUACAGAAAAAAAAAUUCAUUCAUUGGUUGAUUGGUUGUAACUUGUAGGUGGACUGUAUAUGUAGCACAUGCCUAGGAGUAGCUAAUCAGGAGGAAGCAAGGCAAUUUUGUAGAAGUUUCAAGAAUGAUCUGGUGAAUUAAAACAUGCUUUAAUUUCCUGUAGUUUUUAUUCUAUCCUUUUCUCUGUUACGCCUAUGUCCUGAUUGUGACCGACUCUAUUAAAGCUAAAUGGCUGAUCAGCAUCAUUAAAUUGGGGUACACAUGUAAGCUUCUUUGAAAGAGUUGAUUGUGUGCUGAAAUAUGAAAUCAUCCUUCACUUGUCCAAUGAAGGAAACUGUAAUCUGUUUCUGAAGAGACGGGAGUUAAUGAUGGAAAACUAUUAAUGGAGGAUUCACUAAGUGUCGUAAAUGCCACCAAGGGUCAAUUACUUCCGAACAAAGAACUACCAUUAAGAAAUCACACUGCAUUCUAGUAUCAUGGCCGAGCCAGAGGAUAAGCUUUAUUAAUUUAACAGAAAAAAGUCAAAUUAUAAGCUAUUAGAAUUGUUUGGACUUUGGACUGGUUAGUAGCAUAUAAAAGGUCGUUUGUCAGUGAUUAUUGAGCAAGGGUAUGUGUGAUUUUGGAAAAGAAGAGAAAGAAAUAAAUUAA
Cajanus cajan (pigeon pea) is the source of this 3706-nucleotide messenger RNA. Its product is annotated as protein ALTERED PHOSPHATE STARVATION RESPONSE 1. The record is from RefSeq and is a predicted model, not a curated record. Lineage: Eukaryota; Viridiplantae; Streptophyta; Magnoliopsida; Fabales; Fabaceae.